AUGGCACCUGCCGUCGGAGGUCCAGUCGGCUACACCCCACCUGAAGGAGGAUGGGGGUGGAUGGUGGUGAUGGGAGCGUUCAUCUCCAUCGGCUUUUCCUACGCAUUCCCUAAGUCUAUCACAGUCUUCUUCAAAGAGAUUGAGGUGAUCUUCAAUGUGACCAGCAGCCAAGUGUCCUGGAUCUCCUCCAUCAUGCUCGCCGUCAUGUACGGCGGAGGUCCAAUCAGCAGUAUCCUGGUCAAUAAAUAUGGCAGUCGCCCCGUGAUGAUGGCAGGAGGCUGUUUAUCUGGAUGUGGCCUCAUUGCUGCUUCAUUCUGCAACUCUGUCCAGGCUCUGUACUUCUGCAUUGGCGUGGUUGGAGGUUUGGGAUUGGCCUUUAACCUGAACCCUGCCCUCACCAUGAUUGGAAAGUAUUUCUACCACAAGCGACCCAUUGCCAAUGGAAUCGCCAUGGCUGGCAGUCCUGUCUUUCUUUCCACUUUGGCCCCGCUGAACACAUGGUUUUAUGAUAAGUUCGGCUGGAGGGGAAGCUUUCUCAUUCUGGGCGGCUUGCUCUUGAACUGCUGCGUCGCUGGUUCCCUCAUGAGGCCCAUCGGCCCGAAACCCAAACCUGCGGAGAAGACCACAGAAAAGAGGACCGCGGCUCAGAUCAUUAACAGUUUCAUCGACCUGUCUUUGUUCAAACAUCGGGGCUUUCUGCUGUACAUCUGUGGCAACAUCGUCAUGUUUUUCGGCCUCUUUGCGCCACUCGUCUUCCUGAGUAACUUCGCUAAAAGUAAAGACAUCCCCAAAGAAAAAGCAGCUUUCUUGCUUUCCGUUCUUGCGUUUGUUGACAUGGUGGCUCGCCCCUCCAUGGGCAUGGUUGCAAACACGAAAUGGGUUCGACCCAGAAUUCAGUACUUCUUCGCCGCAUCUGUGCUCUACAAUGGCGUGUGCCACGUUUUCGCUCCCCUGUCUGUUGACUACAAAGGCUUUGUCAUCUAUUCCAUGUUCUUUGGCUUUGCUUUUGGUUGGCUAAGCUCUGUGCUGUUUGAGACACUGAUGGACCUGGUGGGAGCCCAACGCUUCUCCAGUGCUGUCGGGCUGGUGACCAUUGUAGAGUGUGGCCCUGUGUUGUUGGGACCACCUUUGCUAGGAAGGUUCAAAGACAUCUAUCAUGAUUAUAAGUACACAUAUCAAGGAUGUGGGAUUCUUCUCAUCGUCUCCAGCUUCUUCCUUUUUGCUGGAAUGGGACUCAAUUAUCGGCUGCUCAACAAAGAGAAAAAAGAAGAGGAGAGGAGAGCCAGGGUCGGGGCCAGAGAUCAGAAGUUCAGUGCUGCAAAGGAGAUAUCUUCCAGCAGGAACACCGAGGAUACUGUCUAA
Synchiropus splendidus (mandarinfish) is the source of this 1362-nucleotide messenger RNA. It is a transcript of the gene slc16a1a, whose product is annotated as solute carrier family 16 member 1a. The record is from RefSeq and is a predicted model, not a curated record. Gene Ontology annotation, biological process: monocarboxylic acid transport; transmembrane transport. Gene Ontology annotation, cellular component: membrane. The transcript has 4 exons. Gene Ontology annotation, molecular function: monocarboxylic acid transmembrane transporter activity. NCBI's taxonomy places the organism in Eukaryota, Metazoa, Chordata, Actinopteri, Syngnathiformes, Callionymidae. The coding region runs from base 1 to 1362 and encodes 453 amino acids.